Psylliodes chrysocephalus is the source of this 1344-nucleotide messenger RNA. Lineage: Eukaryota; Metazoa; Arthropoda; Insecta; Coleoptera; Chrysomelidae. The record is from the annotation of a GenBank genome assembly.
GUACCUAAUACACUUUUAUUGUCAGUCUCUAGAGAGAGUUCAAAAAGUAGUGUCGUGUUGUUUUUCUUGAAUCGUACGACAUGUUGAUAACCUUUGGUACCGUUUUGGCAAUUUUUAUAAUCGGAGUGUUGUUAAUAAAGCAAAGUGAAAAAGAAAAACAGAAAAAAAUUAUGAAUGUAUAUUCGCAAAAAGGACGAUGGUACCGGUUGAAAUUUUGCUUCAUCGCGUUAAUACUGUUUUUGAGAAGAAUUAAAUACUACUUUUUGGGGAAAAGUCAUGUCCAUAAAGAGGAAGAAUUGGAAAAAUUACUGGAAUUGUCGAAUCAUCCAGAAGCUUUCGACGCCGUUUUCUUCCAAGCCGUCUCGCAAAACGGAGUCUACAUCUGCACUGGAACUGAGAGAAGGCAUAAUGCAAAAUUGGCCGCUGUCGUUUACGUAAUACAUCCAGAUUACGGUGUUUUGGAAAGCGAAUCCUUACCAAAAACGGCUAUUGAUGCAGACGUAUCUUCGCUUUACAAGAAAGACAGCUAUUCUGGAGGCGGUAUUUGCUUUGUACCAGUGGUACCGAUGAAGAAGUGGAAAGUGUCUUUUAACGGGUUAAUGAAGUUUCAAAAUGACCCGAAGAAAUUCAUUAAAGUCAAAUUUGAAUGUGAUUGGACCAGUAACCACGACUGGUUCUUUUUCGAAGUUGACGUACCAAUUAGAACGAUUGCUAGAGCUUUUGCAAGAGAACCAUGGUCAAAGCGGUUUUUCAAAAAUGUAAAAGACGCACAUCAAAGCCAUUACGAGCAGAUGGGAGUUAUGAAUGGGACGUUGCAAAUUGAUGGGAAAACGACGUCUCUGGUUGACGUUGAUUCAUUCAGGGACCACAGUUUUGGUUUUAAACGGGACUGGUCUCUGAUGCACAGGUACAUCUACUGUAUGCUGUAUCUAUCCGAUCAUACCGUAAUUUCCAUGGGAGUAGUCAGUCAUCCCAGCAUUACUACUCAUUUAGAGAUGGGUUUCGUCAACCACCCAGAUAGGCCGUUCGAUGCAAUCGAAAGUAUCGAUCUCCGUCUAUACGAACACGCCGAAAAUGGAAAAAUGCCUAAAGAGCUGAAUUAUACUUUCAAAGCAGGGGGAAAAUUGUACGAUGUGAAAUUGAAGUUUAUACAUGAUGCUAAGCAUUACAAAGGUAGCAACGAAGAAGCCAUAAUGAACGAAAGAUUCCUGGAAUGCGAAGUGAACGGAAUUCCAGGAAGGGGUAUUUCGGAAUGGCAUUAUAACAAGAAUAUGUUUGAAUAAGAAAUGUAUAUACUAUAUGUUUUAAAUUUCUUAAUUAAAAUAAUAUAAAUACUGAUACGCU